GUUCCUUUAAGACAUUUCGGAGCUGUUCCUCCUUGUCUCACGACUCACCUCCUAGGGCUUUGACUUAGCGUGCCGCGCACUUCCUUAUUCCUAGGCUAGUCGCCACGUCUGAAAGUUUCCGUUGACUCUUCUUCUCGGUAGUCGUAGAGACUAGAGAGGGCUAAGGCGGUCUAGAUCCGGGCUAUCUACCGGCGCCAAGAAGCUUGUUCAGCCCCAUGGCCCGACCAUUGGGGAUAUCCUGGCCCCGUUGAUGAGCGGCGUCUUCAGCUGACAAGCAACAACCAAACUAGUGAUUCUUUUCAGAGUCUUCAUUAUGCUGUCGUGGGACGGCCUGGCCAAAGCCUGCUUUCCCCUGGGGUUGCUCUCUUGGGUCUUGACUCUGAGGUGCUGAUACCUGAUCCCGAGCGGAAUAAUCAAACCUCUCCAGUUUCGGCGUCUCACAGUAGAGACCUACCCACCCUCUUACACGAUGGGGGAGCCCAUGGCUGGAGAUUCAACAGCUCCAGAGGCUCGAUCCACAAGGUCACCAUCAGACUCCAGCAAUGAGUCUGUCCGCGACGGCAUUGACACGUCGGGACGGGACGGUCCAGACGACUUUUCCGAAAAGCGGGAUACACUGCCAGAGCGGUUCGGCCUCAGCCGCCUCGCGAUUCCCCUUGCCCUCCUAGUAGGCGGAGCCAUUACCGGCGGCACGACCUAUGCGCUCGUCUCCCGGGUUCAGAACCUGAUCGCCAAUGCCAGCGUGGACGGCGACAAGUCGAGAUGGCUCCAAACCGCCCGUACUGCGGCAUACGAUGCGUGCUAUUACGGCUGCAACGACUGCAGUGACCCCAGCUUUGCCUACAACGCAUGCCAACUCACCGCGCAGGCCAAGGUCAAGGGCAUCAUCUGCGCCGGCGAAGAGAUGUGGAACUGGGCCGCAGCAGACAGAUACCCCGAGGCCUGUCUCAUGGCGGUGGCACAGUUGCUGAUGGGCGUGGAGCUGGAGCGAGUCAAGCAGUCGUACCGCAACCAGCUGGCUAUCAUCGUCCUGACUGUCCUGGGUGGUGUGGUGGGUGGCGUGAUCACCUACGUGGUGUGGCGCCGCCUGACAACGAGCAAGGCACAACAGGAGGCAGCAAAAGCAGAAAAGUCGUCCAACGGGAAGAAGUGGUCCAUCUGCCGUCCAGCAAUGUGGAAGGACGAGAAGCACCACCACCACCAGCCCACCAACAACGACGAUCGACCCCUUUCACGCCGCAGCAGCAGCAGCUCAUCCCGGCGCGGCAGCCAGCCCCGUACAAGCCUCAGCUCCCUCGCGACCGCAACCACGGCCUCCCUCACCAUCCUUUCCACCUCGCCCUCCGGCGCCUCCGCCUACCCCUGCACAGGCCACGAGCCAGCUUGGAACCAAUUCUUCGUGUCACCCAACGGCACCAUCGCGGGCGUCCUGCACGGCUGGCUGGGCGACUGCUACGACCGCCGGGACUGCGACCAGCGGUGCAGCACCUCGUGCAGCAGCAGCGGGAGCGGCUCGAGCCGCAGCUGCAGCAGGAAGUGCACGACUAGCGACUGCCACACCAUCGUCACCGUGACGCGCACGCCCAAGGAGUAUGUCGACGCCAUCGUGCCCCGCGUGCGAGCGUGCGGGUUUACCAUGGUGGACGCGCUCGCUGGCAGCGGCAGUAUUGUUGUUACUGUGGCGGAGAGGGUGGGCAAUCCGCGGCUGGAGAGGGACUGGUGGGUAAGAGUGUCGGUGAAUGGAUUGAAUGUUACGAGGGGGGAUCAGACGGAUGAUAUGGUCUUGUGUCUGCAUGGGAUUGGAGGAUGAAGAGUGUGAUCAUUGAUCAUCAUUUUGUCUCAAUGUAUGCCAUUGAUGACUGAGCUAAUCAGAUGCUCCGAGGAUGUGACCAUGAAACCACAGGGAGAGGAAGAGAAAACAUAACGCAUAAGUUACGAGGAGAAAGAACAAAAGAGAAAAAAGAAACAACGAAGCAAGGAACAGAACGAGUAUACAAUGACAGGGAAAGGAGGAAAAAGAGGAACAAAACGAAAAGAAAGAUAAGAGGUAAGGGAGAAAGAGAGCUAGUCUAUCAGAGAGCUGGGGUUAGGAUUAUAUAUGAGUGAAUCACCUGAUAGAGUCCGAGGCCCCGUGGGGCCGAGCAUCAGUCCCAAAAGGC
Molecule: messenger RNA, 2159 nt
Organism: Chaetomium strumarium
Lineage: Eukaryota; Fungi; Ascomycota; Sordariomycetes; Sordariales; Chaetomiaceae
Exons: 1
Coding region: 470-1810 (446 amino acids)
Source: RefSeq, a predicted model, not a curated record